ACAUAACACACUGCUGAAGUUGGCUUCAAAAGACGAAGGUUCCAGGAUCAUUUCAAGUUGGUUUUAACCAACGUUUGUUUCAAAAAAAAAAAACGCACCUGGCUCGAGUUGAAAGUUCGUAGAUACCGCUUCACGAAAUCGACCUUUUUUUUGUAGACACCAAUUGCUUGCUUUUUUGCGAUCUACGACAAUGAAGGUUCCAAACAUCCAGGCAAAUGCAAUCCUAAAAAAGUUUGGAUCUGAAAUGCGAAAGCAUUGGGUAAAAGAGCCUGUAUGGUAUCAAGCAGUCGUACAAACACCACCAACUUUUCAGUUUCAAAAGAGGAUUGUGCCAGGAUACGAAAAGGCAGUUGCAAAAUGGCAAGCCACCGGCCAUAAAAGCCAGUGCGGCUCUAACGGUAAGGUCCGUGCCAAUAUGUUUAAGUUACGCAAACUUAGGUGGCCGGAGGACGCCUUGCGGAAACGCUUUUACCAAGAGCAUCCAUGGGAGCUUGCUCGUCCUCGUAUACUGUCCGAGAACGAUGGUCAAGACUUCGUCUACUGUGACUGGAGUCGUAUGGACCAGCCGAGGAAAGGUCUUGACGGUGAAAGUGUCGUGCAACGGACCUUGUGGCUCAUGGAGCAUAAAACUAUGACACAAGAAGAUGCUUAUAACAAGGCGCUUCAAGAAUUUUAUAAUCUUCGGGCGAAUGAGGAAAUUGAGCAACGAGUCGCCCUGGAUCAAGCACAAGCAUUGGGUGCGUUACUCACUAAGGACGACUUGGAGCUCGGUUUCGAGUUGGAUCAAGCUGCAGCGAAUGACUGGAAGCAAAAAGCCACAGAACGUACGCGCUUGUUGCACGACAAAUUUGUUGAUCCCACACACACUUAAACGCAGCAGCAGACUUCAUCAAAAAAUACUGAUGUCUCCGUAAUGAAAACGGAUGUUGCAGAUAGCAUGAAAAUACUUAUGAGCCUCCAGUACUGUUUCCAGACACCGUUGUCCACAAAUGGAAAUUAAACGUCGACAAUGAUACAACUAAAUACCCCAUAAAGCAUGAACUACCCCCAACGUAACCACGAACAAGGGAAAAGUACACAUUAUCAUUGUUGACGCCGUAGCCAUAUUGGUGUACACAUUACGAACAAAAACUUGCUGGAACGUUAAAGAGAAGGAUCAAAACACAAGUAACUUUUUUAGACAAACAAAGACCGCCCUUUUAGUCGUGAUGAUUGCCGGGAAUAAAUGUCAUAACAAUUUUUACCUCGUCUUCUUGGGCUUGGGCUUCAUUUCUUCUGGAGGUACAGGAUGCAGCAUGAUCUUUGUAGGCUGCUGGUUGUUGGGGACGUAACCCUUGCUCCAGUCGUUACCUGUAGCGUAUGCAUAAAUGUUGCCGUUACGGUUGAAUGCGGCAGCUGUGAUGGGACCACCGACGUUUGGGUAUCCUUUGAGACGCUGACGACUGUCUUUAUCCCAAUAGUUGAAUGUACCGUCGGAACCAGCGGUAGCGAACGUGCCGUACUGUGGAUGGAAUGCUAUAGAGUUUACGCUGUAGACAUCUGCGUUCGAACCAACGAUAUUACGAUGGCAACGGAAACUGAAAUUUUGACUAGAAUUUUUGUCGUCGACAUAUUGAAUAGCACAACGACCCUCCACGCUCACGAGAGCAUAACCCUCAGAGUUGGGGAAACAAGCGAUUGAUCGCGUUUGGAACUUAAGUGGGCUCAUAGUAACCUUGAAAAUUUUAGUAGGCUCGGAAAGAUUAAUGAUGGCAACAUUGCGCUCAGCACAGCCAACAACGAGAAGAGGGUGUACGGAAUCCAUAGCGUAUACACGCUCCGGGAGACUAACGGUAGCAAUAGGAGUAGAUUGACGUAAAUCCCAGUAUCUCAAUGUUUUAUCCCAUGAACCCGUCGCUAAAAUGGGUGCACUGCCCAUAGACUCAACAAAGCGAACACAACGAAUGGCAUCGUCAUGAGCAGCUACUUGUUGGUUUUGUCCGGUUUGAAUGUCAAAGACCUUAGCAGACUUGUCGACACUACCGGAUGCAACUUUUGUACCGUCCCUCGACCAGUGAACGCUGAGAACGGGACCUUGAUGGUCAAACAUGGCCUUUCCAAUAGUUUGGCCAGUAGGUUGAACCUCAUAAAUACGGACUUUGCUAUCCCUGCGUAAGGUUAGACCUCAUUAAUUCGUUUUUUUUUUCUUGGUAUUCAUGCUUCUCGCUAAGCAAACGAAAGGAAUCGCGAAAAUUAAGCUUUACGAUGCGAUUCUUGAAGAAAAACACGAAUCAAUCGUCUAACGAAAGCAUUUUAGCGUGUACAUACCAAGAAGCAGCAGCCAAAAACUCUGCUUGAGGGGAGAAGGCCAAGUCCGAGACGGUGUCGUCAGGAGGCUGUUGCACCUAAUGAUACGUAAGUAUGCCAUUAUCCAAAAAGAACACAUAC
Messenger RNA from Schizosaccharomyces japonicus yFS275, 2427 nucleotides. Its product is annotated as ribosomal protein subunit Rsm25. The transcript has a single exon. The coding region runs from base 191 to 871 and encodes 226 amino acids. Gene Ontology annotation, molecular function: structural constituent of ribosome. NCBI's taxonomy places the organism in Eukaryota, Fungi, Ascomycota, Schizosaccharomycetes, Schizosaccharomycetales, Schizosaccharomycetaceae. Gene Ontology annotation, cellular component: mitochondrion; mitochondrial small ribosomal subunit. The record is from RefSeq and is a predicted model, not a curated record.